AUGUCGAUAUCCAAGUUCCGGGUGGUGCAGUUGACGCAGGAGGCACUCAAAGUCCAAUGUAAGGUGGACGAUUUCGAGGAGUGGGGAGCUCCAACGUUAAAUCCUCCCCAAUACCAACGUAAGGAGGAGCUGCAACGCGCAACGCCGUUUUCCAAGAGAGGUUCCAUUUUCUGGGCUCUUGUGGAAGAUACAGCAGACACUGGGGACUCGAAUCUGGUGGCUGGCCAGACCGUGCUUUACUGUCACUGCGAAAGCCACCGUUUUGAUUGUGCUGUUCGCGGCAGCUCUGGGGGUAUUGAACGGGGUUAUUCGCACCAUAUCGGGUCGGUCUUCACCCUGCCGCAACAUCGCAAGCGAGGACUCGCCAAGCUUUUCAUUAGUGAGGUGGCGAAACAGUUGGGAGAGCUACCGGGAUCGAUGGUAUCGGUACUGUACUCGGACAUUGGACCGACGUACUAUGAUAAGCUUGGAUGGAAGCUGUACCCGUCCAAGAUGGCGACGUUGGAUAAUUUUCACAGUUUUCUUCACGCCGACAAUGCGCGGCUUGUGACGGAGCUAUCUAGUGAUCAGUUUGAAGGGCGAGAGGCUUUUGUUAUCCUACCCACACGUGAUUCUAUCGAGUGGCAGUUCUGCAUUGGCGUGUACUAUGCUCAAGCUCAAGAGUAUGAGGAGCUCCCAUGUCGCUGUGGCGUGAAAAUCGACGAAGACGCUUUCAUCAUUUGGUGCCAUAAUUUGAAGGCAUCGACGCUGAAUCUGGUUCGUACUCGGCUCCCGGAGAGUGGCAAGAACGCUGCAAAGACUACUCAUCUGCUACUGAACGAAGCGUUGAAGGAGGCUCGUAUGUUUAGGCUGAAGAAGAUUGCUAUCUGGGAUCCCCCUUCGAUCUUAGCCGAUGACAAAGUUCGAAGCCAAUUUGAGAUCCAGUUCGUCGAACGCGACGACUCGCUGUCGAGUGCCAUGGUGUUUGGUCAGAGAGGCGACGUCAAUGCUGCUCUUCCUCACUGGCUGGCCAACGAAAAAUUCGCUUGGGUCUAA
Molecule: messenger RNA, 1035 nt
Organism: Phytophthora infestans T30-4
Lineage: Eukaryota; Oomycota; Peronosporomycetes; Peronosporales; Peronosporaceae
Exons: 2
Coding region: 1-1035 (344 amino acids)
Source: RefSeq, a predicted model, not a curated record